Molecule: messenger RNA, 203 nt
Organism: Dentiscutata heterogama
Lineage: Eukaryota; Fungi; Glomeromycota; Glomeromycetes; Diversisporales; Gigasporaceae
Source: the annotation of a GenBank genome assembly
AUGGCCGAGAAAAAGAUCGCUAAACGGUCGGGUCAACUGACCACAGACGAAACCGCAAAACAAAUUGCACAAGCUCUUUUCGAUCUAGAAAACAAUGUGCCAGAAUUGAAAAAGGACUUGAAACCCUUACAAAUUACUGAUGCUAAAGAGUACGAAUUAGGUGGAGGUAAAAAGGCCAUUGUGAUUUUUGUGCCGGUUCCUAC